Messenger RNA from Schistosoma margrebowiei, 808 nucleotides. Lineage: Eukaryota; Metazoa; Platyhelminthes; Trematoda; Strigeidida; Schistosomatidae. The record is from the annotation of a GenBank genome assembly.
UUCAAAGGUCGUCCAUAAAAUAGAGUUUCACCCAUUCGUCUAUUGCUAUGUUAUUAUCACCCUAAUUUGAAUAUCAUAAAAUUCAAGGGAUAUAAUCACUAAUCAAGGGUUUAAUUUUAUGUCCUGGAGAAAACAGAAUCAGGCUAUUGUUAUUGGAGCAACAACAGCUCUUGAAGUAGUUGGAGAACAGUUCACCGAACUAACUAUUGGUUCUAAAAGUCCUGAAUGUGGACAUGAAGUUAAAAGACUUCUUCAGACAGAUUAUAUGAAAUUAGUCAUAACUCAAGACGAUGUUGGUGUUGAAUUAUGCGGUUCAUUGAAAAAUGUCGUAGCGAUAGCAGCAGGGAUAUGUGAUGGUCUAAAGUUAGGUGAUAAUACGAAAGCAGCUGUAAUAAGAAUUGGUUUCUGGGAAGUGUCUGAAUUAAUGAAUGAACUAUUUCCUGAUAGAGGUACAAAUUAUCUAACAACAGAGCAAAGUUGCGGAAUAGCUGAAUUAUUCAUGUGCAUGUCUCAUAAAAUCGACGACAUUUCCGAUAUAGGAGAUCCAGAUCUGUUGAAUAUUAGUAUUGGAAGACGAUUAUCUAACAAUGAUACCAAUAGACCAUCAAUUCGUUCCAUAACUGAUAAAAUACCAUACAGAACUUUUGUAGAUGGAGCUGAAUACGCAAAACAGAUAUACAGUAUCUUAGCUGACAGACGUCGUACUGGACAUUUUCCAUUAUUCGUCGCUGUUCAUCGUAUUUGUCAGAAUGAAAUAAAACCACAAGAAUUAAUUAAAUGUUUACAGUCACAUCCUAUUCAUGCUUAA